GUGUGUGUAUAUGCACAGCGAUGAUCGUCGGUGUAUAUAUAUAUAUAUACAUAUAGUGAGAUAGAAGAGAGUGAAAAGGAGAGAUGGGUUGGAGAGGGAUACUGGGUUUUGAGUAUGGAAUAGUUCAGGCGCCGUUGGGACCGGAUAUAUCCGGGCCGGAGCUGGUCGCCGCCGUAGCCAACGCCGGCGGGCUUGGUCUACUCAGAGCUCCUGAUUGGGAAGCUCCAGAUUACUUGAGAGAUCUAAUCAGGAAGACCAAGAAGUUGACUGGAAAGCCAUUUGGGAUUGGCGUGGUCCUAGCAUUUCCUCAUGAGGAAAAUGUUAAGGCCAUACUGGAUGAAAAGGUUGCAGUUCUGCAGCUUUACUGGGGUGAAUGUACAAAGGAGCUAGUCCUUCAAGCUCAUCAGGCCGGCGUAAAGGUUGUUCCCCAGGUUGGGAGCGUUAAAGAGGCAAAAAAAGCUAUUGAAGUGGGCGUAGAUGCAAUAAUUGUCCAAGGGCGGGAAGCAGGAGGGCAUAUCAUUGGUCAGGAGGCGUUGAUUUCAUUGGUUCCAAGAGUAGUUGAUCUUGUUGGUGACAAAGAUAUUCCGGUAAUUGCUGCUGGUGGCAUUGUGGAUGCACGUGGUUAUGUUGCUGCUCUGGCACUCGGUGCACAGGGUGUCUGCCUAGGAACUAGAUUCCUUGCCACUAAUGAAAGUUACGCGCACAAAACAUACAAGAGGAAGCUGGUCGAGAUUGAGAGAACCGAGUAUACAGACAUAUUCGGGCGUGCAAGGUGGCCCGGGGCACCACAUCGAGUCCUAGUAACACCUUUCUUCAGGGACAGUAAAACUCUGCCGGGCCAUGAAAAUGAGACCAAUCAACCGGUCAUUGGCCGCACAACCAUACACGGCGUGGAGAAAGUGAUUCGUCGAUUCGCGGGCACUGUUCCGAAUGCAUCAACAACUGGGGAUCUUGAGAGCAUGGUGAUGUUUGCUGGGGAAGGUGUAGGGCUGAUCAAGGAAGUUGUGGCAGCAGGAGAAGUGGUGAAGAGGCUGGUUGAAGAGGCUCAGCUGCUCAUCCAGCAAAGAUUUAGCUCUGAAAUGUAGUCACACUGUUUGCAGAUCAAUGGAUGAUCUUCUUCUCUAGGAAAUCAAUAAUUCAAUGAAUAAAAUCAGUUGGAAGGGUGCUUCAUCCUUCUGUUGUCUUAACCAAAGCCUAUAGAUUUCAAUUUGGAAAUGCACGGGGAUGUAUAUACUCACCCCUCAACUUUUA
Messenger RNA from Diospyros lotus (date-plum), 1251 nucleotides. RefSeq lists its product as uncharacterized. The transcript is spliced from 6 exons. Bases 84 to 1085 code for a protein of 333 amino acids. Gene Ontology annotation, molecular function: nitronate monooxygenase activity. Lineage: Eukaryota; Viridiplantae; Streptophyta; Magnoliopsida; Ericales; Ebenaceae. The record is from RefSeq and is a predicted model, not a curated record.